AUGAGAGUGCUGACCGCCAGCGCCUUCUCCGCGCGCGCGCGACUCCCUUCCGCCCUCCCAUUCGCCUCGUCUCCCAGCUCCAUACAUGGCCGAACUGCUGCAUAUCGACGGAUAUCGACGUCUCCAGUAUCGGCUCCGAGAUAUGCGACACGGCAACAGUCGCUAGUUACCCCGUCUAUCCCAUCAUCACCUUUCAUUCUCCUCCGGAGUGAGUUCCUACCGCACACUAUCCUCGCCCGAUCUACCACGUUAUACGCUCGCCACUUCUCCGUCCGCUCCUCGUUACAACAAGAAGCCCAGAAGCAGACAGACGAUGUAAAAGCCAAGCCCUUAGAUCCCGAGUCUGGAUCCCAGCCGCCGCCGGUUGAAGAGGCGGCCAAGGCCGGGGAAAAGGCAACCGGACAGCAAGGCAAAGAGGGCGAAGCGGACAAGAAGGCUGGAGAAGAGGAGUCAUCCGGGGAGAAGAAGGAAGGCGAGGAAGAGAAAAAAGCCAAGGAAGAGCCGCCGCCACCACCUCCGCACGGCGACAAGACCCCCUGGCAAGUCUUCACCGAGACCUUGAAAACGGAAUUCAGGGCGUCCAAGGAGUGGAAUGAGUCUACCAAGGCGCUCUCUGCUGGUGUCAAUGAUUUCACGCAAAAUCCGCAGGUUCAGAAAGCGAAGUCAACAUAUAAUACGAUUACCGACACCGCAUCCACCAAGACUGCCGAGGCGUUGAAGACCACAGGGAAGGUUAUUGGGACUAGUGCGGCAUGGACGUGGGAUACCCUCCCUGUGAAGGCUGUGCGGAAGGUUGCCAAUGUGACCGGUCAAGGUGUUGCAGUGGCCACGAAGCCGAUCCGAGACUCCAAGGCAUUCAAGAGCGUGAAGGAGACCAUAGAUGAUGGUAGCUCAUCAAGAUAUGGUGGAUGGACAGAAAAGGAGGAACGGCGGAAAAGGAGAGAGCUGAGGGAGCUCAAUGAGCUUAAAAGGUCGGGUGGAAAGUCCACUGGGCCGAUGGAGGAAGAUCCAAAUGCGGGCACAAACGUAACACUACAUAAGGACGCCAAAUACAAGGAAAUCUGGCGCGACUUCCGCGACUCCUCCCGCCUCAUGCAAUCAGUCUUCUCCCUCAAAUCGGCCUACAACGAGUCGGACAACCCCCUCAUCUCAACAGCUAGAAGCAUAUCAGAUCGCUUCACUGGCUUCUUCGCUGAAAACGAGACUGCUUUGGUCAUCAAGAAAUUCAGAGAAAUGGACCCUAAUUUCCAGCUCGAGCCCUUCUUGACGGAAAUGCGCGAGUACAUCCUACCGGAGGUCCUUGACGCCUACGUCAAAGGCGACGUCGAGACACUCAAGCUCUGGCUAUCAGCUGCGCAAUACCAGGUCUACGCAGCGCUAAUGCAACAAUACACAACAGCAGGAUUGAAGUCAGACGGUCGAAUCUUAGAUAUCCGGAACGUUGAUAUCCUCUCUGCGCGGAUACUAGAGCCGGGCGAAAUCCCAGUGUUCAUCAUCACUUGCCGGACGCAAGAGACCCACGUCUACAAGAACGCGAAGACGAAUCAACUAGCUGCUGGUAUGGACGAUAAAGUCCAGCAGGUCACCUACGCUAUUGGCGUCACACGCAUUCCGGAAGACGUUAACAACCCCGAGACGAGGGGCUGGCGGUUGAUUGAGUUGCAGAAGAGCGCGAGGGACUACAUAUGAUUUCAUCUACUCGCAUGUUUUUUUACUCCGUCAACGAUAUCCCACAAAUUCUACAACUCGUCGACCCACCUCGGAUCACUCAUAUCGCAAACUUCUGGCAUAUUCCAUGGCGCAUCUCGAAAAAGUCCGGCCCUCACCCUUCUACUCUGUUUUUACCACCGUCUCACGUAGAGACCUGUUUUUAUAUGGUGCUGCUUUGGGAACGCAAACUCAACUUGCGAAGGUACGGCGUUCAAUGAGUACAGCUUUACUUGACUUCCCCCCUCUUGUGUAUUAUAUAUUUUUGGUGGGUGUCUGAGUAUAGCGGACAUGGGGCUUCGGUUGGGCUACUACUACUGUAAGGAUGGAGAAAUGACUACUCUGGGAAUGAGGAGACAGGGGAUGAGGGGAUGGCGAUGGAGUGGACUUGUAGUUUGAGAACAAUGUCGCUUCACACUCUCACUGAUGGUUCGCUUCGUGAUCUAUGAUGUGAGAU
This is a messenger RNA of Mytilinidion resinicola, 2164 nucleotides long. Its product is annotated as Tim44-domain-containing protein. The record is from RefSeq and is a predicted model, not a curated record. Gene Ontology annotation, cellular component: mitochondrial inner membrane. Gene Ontology annotation, biological process: protein import into mitochondrial matrix. The coding region runs from base 1 to 1689 and encodes 562 amino acids. The transcript has 2 exons. Gene Ontology annotation, molecular function: protein-folding chaperone binding. NCBI's taxonomy places the organism in Eukaryota, Fungi, Ascomycota, Dothideomycetes, Mytilinidiales, Mytilinidiaceae.